Messenger RNA from Salvia miltiorrhiza (redroot sage), 2623 nucleotides. Its product is annotated as putative pentatricopeptide repeat-containing protein At3g23330. Bases 126 to 2066 code for a protein of 646 amino acids. Gene Ontology annotation, biological process: RNA modification. The record is from RefSeq and is a predicted model, not a curated record. The transcript has a single exon. Lineage: Eukaryota; Viridiplantae; Streptophyta; Magnoliopsida; Lamiales; Lamiaceae. Gene Ontology annotation, molecular function: RNA binding; protein binding.
ACAUCUAUAAAUAGGAGAAUGCAUGACACUAUUUGUAAUAAGGAAAUCAGCUAGGACUGAAAACAUGGCAUCCAAUUCAGUCAGUUGUCUGAAGUGGGUGUGAUUUUUCUUUGGUUAAAAAUCCGAUGAAAACCGCCGUCGGAACCAUUUUGGGCAACCCUUCCGUCAUCAAAAGCAGCUCCCAAGCGAAACAGCUCCAUGCCCAAGUCGUCAAACGUCAAGGAAAUGCCAUUCUUUUUGCUAAAUCCGCUGCUAUCAUUCUCUCGGUUUACGCCAACUUCAACCUCUUACGAGACUGCCUCUCUCUCUUCAACACUUUCCGCUAUCCGCCGCCGAGUAAGGCGUGGAAAUCAAUCAUCAGAUGCUGCGCUUCCAACGGAAAUUUCCAAGAAUCCAUAGCUUUCUUCAAGAAAAUGAGGGCUGCUGGGAAAUUCCCGGAUAGGAACGUGUUCCCUUCUCUGCUGAAAACGUGCGCCCAUUUGGGGGAUUUGAGGUUUGGUGAGGCGGUCCAUGGCUGCGUGAUCAGGGUCGGGUUAGAUUCGGAUCUUUUUACGGGCAAUGCACUCAUGAGUAUGUAUGUAAAGUUGGAGCCUUUGAACGCACGCAACGUGUUUGAUGGUUGUUCUGAACCAAAAGGGUCAUUUGAAUUUUACAAUUCUUUGAAUAGGACUGUGAGUUCAGCUAGGUAUAUGCAAGAUUGUAAAGGGAUGUUUGGAGGGACUGAUGAAAAACUCGACUCUUCUAAUGAAAAUGCUAGUAAUGAGUUGAUGAUUGUUGAUCAGAAUGUGAUUUUUAACGAUAAUGUGAGAAGUAAUGUUGAUUGCGGUGAUGAGGAGAUUGUAGUUGUUGAUAGUGUAUUAGAGAGGAGAAAGAACAGUGUGGGGAAAGUUUUCGAAACAAUGCCAGUUAGAGAUGUUGUCUCUUGGAACACGGUGAUGGGAGGACAUGUGCAGAAUGGGAUGUAUGAGGAAGCUUUGUUGACAUUGAAGGAUAUGGGGAGGGGGAAUUUAAAGCCCGAUUCUUACACUUUAUCUACUAUCCUACCGAUCUUUGCAAAGUACGUAGAUGUGAUGAAGGGGAAAGAGAUUCAUGGGUAUGCAGUUAGGCAUGGUUAUGACAAAGAUGUGUUCAUUGGUAGUAGUUUGAUUGAUAUGUAUGCAAAUUGUAUGCAGUUGGAAGAUUCAUACAAGGUAUUCAGUUUAUCUCCUCAAAAGGACAGAGUUUCUUGGAAUUCCAUGAUAGCAGUGUGUGUCCAGAAUGGAAGUUUUGAUGAUGGAUUGAGAUAUUUUAGGGAGAUGUUGAAGGCUGGAAUUGAGCCCGUGGCUUUUUCGUUUUCAAGUAUCAUGCCGGCCUGUGGCCAUCUCGCGACACUAUGUUUGGGUAGAGAGCUCCACGGCUGCAUCAUUAGGCGGGGCUUUGAUGAUAACAUCUUCGUUGCUAGCUCCGUGAUGGACAUGUAUGCAAAAUGUGGUAAAAUAGCAGCUGCAAGGUGGAUUUUCGACAAGAUGGAGUUUCAAGACACGGUGUCGUGGACAGCCAUGGUCAUGGCAUAUGCAUUGAACGGGCAUGCCCGUGAUGCCAUUUCUUUCUUUGAGAAGAUGGAGACGGAGGGGGUGAAGCCUAACUCUGGUUCUUUCCUUGCUGUUUUGACGGGUUGUAGUCACGGCGGAUUGGUGGAUGAAGCUCAGAUGUAUUUUAAGAGGAUGACUCGGGCUUAUGCUAUUGCACCGGGUUUAGAGCACUAUGCUGCAGUCUCGGAUCUUCUUGGCCGUGCAGGGAGAUUGGAUGAAGCUUACGAGUUCAUCUACAAGAUGCAUAUCAAACCAACAGAGGCGAUUUGGUUGAGUUUGUUGUCUGCUUGUCGAGUCCACAAGAAUGUGGAACUGGCUGAAAGGGUUGCCAAAGAAGUGCUCACAAUUGAUCCUAAAUCGGUUAAUGCUUAUGUUCUGUUAUCCAAUGUUUAUGUUGAUGUGGGGAGGUGGAAAGAGGCUGCAAAGUUGAGAAGAGCCAUGAGAAAGAAAGGGGUGAAGAAGGAAGAAGCUUGCAGCUGGGUUGAGGUUAUGUAAGAACGAGCUUCCCAUGGUUAUCAUCCCAAGAUUGACAAGGCGCUGCAGUAUGGAAGGGACGUGCCAGACACGAACACCACGACGUGGAUGAGGAGCAAAAGAUAAGAUCUUGCACAGAGAUGUUGGCCGAUUUCAAGAUUGUUUUUCGCCAUUGCAGAGUCGUGUUGAAUUAGGAGAAUUUCGUGAUGCUCAAUCACACUUUUAAGUUUCAGUGUUGAAGAUUUCUAUGCUGAGAAAUGUUUUGUGGUUGAGAGAGGUGGAGCUUGUGUUUGAAAAGCUUUCAAAUGCAGCAAGUGACAAGAAACAAUUCUUGAAUUCACUUAUUUCUUUGAUUUACUUAUACAAUCCAUGUGUUGCAUAACUGCUGAUAGGAUAGAAUGACAAUGUUAAUGAGAAUUUUUUUUUUUUUUUCUUUCCAACUCGAUUUGGCGUAUUUACUUUGUUUUUAUCUUGAAAUGAUAUGUAAAUGGACAAUAUUUGGGUCAUGUAUGUGGUCAGCGUGUACCUAUAUAUUUUCAUUUAUUUUAUUCAAUUAUCGUAAGAUGGUAUUGUCACAA